AUGGAGGAUGCAAAGAAAGUGUUAACGGCAAAUGGAGGUCAAAUAACAUAUGAUCCUGCCGGUAUGACCACAUUCAUCCUUACCACAUCGACCAACGAUGUCAAGUCGCAAGCGACCCCACGUCACAUUGGAUAUCUCGGUACAAAUCCGAUUGGUACACGGACUAUUCCAAAUUUGUUCCAAGAGUAUGGUUCUGACAAGGUCAUACUCAAACAUGAAUGGGUCGUGCAGUGCAUGAGAGAAGGUAGACUCAUGACUGAAAAAGAUAAUUGGGGUGGAUGGAGAAUCCGCUGUACAUUUGACGAUCCGGAAUUCCUUUCUUUCGACGAAAUCAUAAGGAUCGAUAGCCUACCUGUGGCCGAUCCUACUACAGUAUCUAAUCAUGACAUGGUUGAUUUCAGAAACACGCAAAUUCCACCCUUUCCCUCUCAUCCAGCAGUCCCUAUUUCUAGCUAUGAAUUCCCCCUUAAUUCCAAACCAAGAUCUGUCUCUCUAGCUUCAACUGUCCACAUUGCUCCCGCGCCCAUCCCAGCUAGAUACAACGGCAAUUUUAUCCCAGAUGUGCCACCUGUCUCUACCGCACCCGAUCUCACCGCCUUUGCCCCGUGUCACAAUCGCGAAGACCCGUACGCAGGAAACAACGGUAUUCCUAGCCUUGCUGAGCUAUUCUCACAUGCUCCCUUAUUACGACUUGCGCCUAGACAGUCACCGGAUCAUCAAACCCUUUCAGAUCAACCAUUGGAUGACUAUUCAAAUUUGACUCACCCUGGAAAUAGCUUUCCCGUCUCUGGGGAAAAUCAUCAGGGGAACCUUGAUACCACGCCUCUGUACUUCUCCCCUCGGUCUCGAGCUAACCGUCCCCGACCAGGAUCAACGACGCCAGCAUUGGCAAAAUGGAUGUCACAGUUGCCCAGAGCAUUCGAUCCUCAAGUCGCACCCUCCAGCAUCCGUCAAUUGUUCCUUGGUCAGCCGACCCAACCAGAGGAGAUCAGCAAUCCCUCCCAAUCGGAGCCGCAAUAUUCCCUACCUCCAUCUCACCCCGACGGUCCUCCUGUCAUCAACGUUCCCGCUCAGUCCUCGGCUUUACAAAAUCAUGCUGCUAGUGAUGCUCAGAGCUCGAAUCAACCUCCGGCACAGCAAUGGAGACAUUCAGGCUUCACAACAGUCUCCGACCGGAUUCCUCCCUUGUUCGUCCGCGAAAUGGGAUUACCUUCUCAACCUCAAUUCCCCAUCUUGACCGCCCCAUGUGGAUCCUCAAGCCUGGUCUCUUUACUUCCAUCUGCAUCUGGACCCUCAUUAUAUCAGUCUUCUUUGUCCGCUUUGACUCCUCCAUUCCAUCCCUCCAAUCAGUCAUCUUCUACUUCAUUGCAAACUGGUAUUAUCUCUUCAAUGGACUCUUCUCAGGAGCUUCAGCCUUACUCGUCGAUCAUAUCGGUGGAAGACAAAAAGCCAAUGCCGCUCUAUACACAUUGCUGGAUGAUCAUGGCUCGGACCCAUUUCCGACAUCCAGAAUGGAGUGUUGACCAGGUUUGGGAUCACCUUACCUCAGAAUACCAAGGCAGGACCCGUUGGCGUUGGAAGGAAAUAUGGAUGAAAGACAAGUCAGCCAUUAUUGGCAUCCUGGAUGAGAUGAAACAGGCCGAGAAUGGUGGUGCGCAAUCCAGCGUCGACGGAAACAACCAGGUAACUCACUCGAAUCAAUCGUAG
Molecule: messenger RNA, 1707 nt
Organism: Kwoniella shivajii
Lineage: Eukaryota; Fungi; Basidiomycota; Tremellomycetes; Tremellales; Cryptococcaceae
Exons: 4
Coding region: 1-1707 (568 amino acids)
Source: RefSeq, a predicted model, not a curated record